AUGUAUUUCUUAAUGGUGAUCACUUACUCCAGUCGUCACGUCUACAAUAACUUGACUGAGGAACAGAAGGGCCGAGUGGCCUUUGCUUCCAAUUUCCUGGCAGGAGACGCCUCCUUGCAGAUUGAACCUCUGAAGCCCAGUGAUGAGGGCCGGUACACCUGUAAGGUUAAGAAUUCAGGGCGCUACGUGUGGAGCCAUGUCAUCUUAAAAGUCUUAGUGAGACCAUCCAAGCCCAAGUGUGAGCUGGAAGGAGAGCUGACAGAAGGAAGUGACCUGACUUUGCAGUGUGAGUCAUCCUCUGGCACAGAGCCCAUUGUGUAUUACUGGCAGCGAAUCCGGGAGAAGGAGGGAGAGGAUGAACGUCUGCCUCCCAAAUCUAAGAUUGACUACAACCACCCUGGGCGAGUUCUGCUGCAGAAUCUUACCAUGUCCUCCUCUGGACUCUACCAGUGCACAGCAGGCAACGAAGCUGGGAAGGAAAGCUGUGUGGUACGAGUAACUGUACAGUAUGUACAAAGCAUCGGCAUGGUUGCAGGAGCAGUGACAGGCAUAGUGGCUGGAGCCCUGCUGAUUUUCCUCUUGGUGUGGCUGCUAAUCCGAAGGAAAGACAAAGAAAGAUAUGAGGAAGAAGAGAGACCUAAUGAAAUUCGAGAAGAUGCUGAAGCCCCGAAAGCCCGUCUUGUGAAACCCAGCUCCUCUUCCUCAGGCUCUCGGAGCUCACGCUCUGGUUCUUCCUCCACUCGCUCCACAGCAAAUAGUGCCUCACGCAGCCAGCGGACACUGUCAACUGAUGCAGCACCCCAGCCAGGGCUGGCCACCCAGGCAUACAGCCUAGUGGGGCCAGAGAUGAGAGGUUCUGAACCAAAGAAAGUCCACCAUACUACCAUGACCAAAGCAGAAACCACACCCAGCAUGAUCCCCAGCCAGAGCAGAGCCUUCCAAACGGUCUGAAUUAGAAUGGACUUGACUCCCACACUUUCCUAGGAGUCAGGGUCUCUGGACUCUUCUCGUCUUUGGAGCUCAAGUCACCAGCCACACCCCUCGAACCAGAUGAGAGGUCAUUUAAGUAGCAGUGAGCAUUGCACAGAAGAGAUUCAGAUAAGCACUUUUCUUAUAUGAUACCAAACAAGCAAAAGGAUGUAAGCUGAUUCAUCUCCAAAAAGGCAUCUCAUUGUGCCUUUAGACCAGAGUAAGGGAAAGCAGGAGUCCAAAUCUAUUUGUUGACCAGGACCUGUGGUGAGAAGGUUGGGGAAAGGUGAGGUGAAUAUACCUAAAACUUUUCACGUGGGAUAUUUUGUAUCAGUGCUUUGAUUCACAACUUUCAAGAGGAAAUGGGAGGCUGUUUGUAAAUUUUCUAUGCAUUUCUGCAAACUUAUUGGAUUACUGCAAUUAUUCAGACAGUCAAGCAGAACCCACAGCCUUAUUACACCUGUCUGCACCAUGUACUGAACUAACCACUUCUAAGAAACUCCAAAAAAGGAAACAUGUGUCUUCCAUUCUGACUUAACUUCAUUUGUCCUAAAGUUCAGAUAUUAAUUUCAAGGGGAGUUGUAAUAGUGGGAGAUGGAGAAGAGUGAAUGAGUUUCUCCCACUCUAUACUAAUCUCACUACUUGUAUUGAGCCCAAAAUAACCGAAAGGAAACGAAAAUUUAUGACAAAGGAUUGUGAAGAGCUUUCCAUCUUCAAGAUGUUAUGAGGAUUGGUGACAAACAUUAGAAAUAUAUAUUGGAGCAACUGUGGAUUUUCCCUCAAAUCAAACGCCUCUAAGGACUUUCCUGCUAGAUAUUUCUGGAAGGAGAAAAUACAACAUGUCAUUUAUCAACGUCCUUAGAAAAGAUUCUUUCAGAGAAAAAGGGAUCUAGGAAUGCUGAAAGAGUAACCAACAUACCAUUAUAGUCUAUUCUUUCUGAGAACAUGUGAAACCAGAAUUGCAAGACUGGGUGGACUAGAAAGGGAGAUUAGAUCAAACUUAUCUUAAUGUGUCAAGGAAGGUAGCUGGGCAUGGUGCCAGGCACCUGUAGGAAAAUCCAGCAGGUGGAGGUUGCAGUGAGACAAGAUUGUGCCAUUGCACUCCAGCCUGGGUGACAGAGCGAGACUCCAUCUC
Molecule: messenger RNA, 2104 nt
Organism: Cercocebus atys (sooty mangabey)
Lineage: Eukaryota; Metazoa; Chordata; Mammalia; Primates; Cercopithecidae
Gene: CLMP
Product: CXADR-like membrane protein
Exons: 6
Coding region: 1-951 (316 amino acids)
Cellular component (GO): cytoplasmic microtubule; cell surface; membrane
Source: RefSeq, a predicted model, not a curated record